Molecule: messenger RNA, 2787 nt
Organism: Drosophila eugracilis
Lineage: Eukaryota; Metazoa; Arthropoda; Insecta; Diptera; Drosophilidae
Product: protein DENND6B
Exons: 2
Coding region: 265-2148 (627 amino acids)
Cellular component (GO): recycling endosome
Molecular function (GO): guanyl-nucleotide exchange factor activity
Source: RefSeq, a predicted model, not a curated record
UGGCAGUGACAAAGAUACAAUAUGAAAAUAAAACCCAUAUUCUCCAAAACGGAAAGCAUAAAAAGAAUAUAAGCAAUGGGAACUGCGGCAAUCAAAUCAGUUAAUUUUUUAUUUAAGUACUUUUAAGCAGUAUCAACUUAAUCAGUUGCUAAAUCGUGACUGACUAUGAUAAAGGUCACAGUGAACAGGUAGCAACAAUCGCCCAUCCCUGAUUCCCCUUGUCAAUGUCGCCAGGCAAAUAAAUAAAUAUCAACAAAAUAUAGAAUGAGCGCGGAUGCGAGGAUCAAGGAGAUGGCGCCAACGCAGGACCCCAGUGUCUUGGAUAAGGAACGCGAAGUGGAUGCGACAAAUUCAAAUUCGCAGCCAAGUACCAGCGAUUGGGUCAAUUUCUCGCAAUGGAUGCAUUGCUUCUGCGUGGUCACCUUCGAUUUAAAUCUUGGUCAGGCCUUGGAGCACGUCUAUCCGCCACAGUUCAUGCCCAGCGACCAAGAGGUCAGUAACAUCUGCUACAUGGCCUUUCCGGACUCGAAUUCUGGAUGCAUGGGCGACACCAAGUUCCACAUGCGAUUGCGCUGUACAUCGAGGAGGGAAUCCCUGGCAGGAUACAAUGCCGAGUGUUCUCCUUCUCUGCGACAGGAUGCAUCCCACUAUUGGGGCUUUGUCUACUUCCGACAAAAGAGGGAUGCGAAUCUGCCGCGUGGUUACUUCCAAAAGAGCUUUAUUAUCAUCACACGGCUGCCGUUCUUCAAUCUCUACUAUGAUAUACUUUCCCAGCUGGCACCACGAUACUUUGAGGAAGGAACAGAUGUUCUCCGUCUGGCAAGUGAGCAGAUUAAUCGCCAGUGGCCCGGCCUGAGAGUGGGUAAACCACUCCAGCUUCCUCUGCUGGAGUGCAGUUAUCAAAUCUGCAUACCACGUACUAGUAGCAGCAGAAAAUCCAAUGCAGAUGGAUCCGGAAACUCAGGGGAAUUCCCAACAACUGUGGCAGUUUGUCCUGCGGCCAAAGUUUUACCCUCUGUUAACGAAAUUGAGCUCUUCCGCUCCUUGGAAUUUGUCAUGGAGCAACUAUAUACACUAUGGGAACUGGUCAUUACCGCCGAGCCCAUUGUGGUUGUCGGGACAUCACCCGCCGACUGCUCUCACAUGGUACAGACCCUUUUAGCUUUAAUUGCACCCUUGGAGUACUGUGCAGAGGCGCGUCCCUACUUCACUAUCCACGACAGCGAGUUUCGAGAGUUCACACAGGAAUGCACCAGCAAGACAACACUGCCCUCCUGCAUUUUAGGCGUGACCAAUCCGUUCUUCGUUAAACUGCUCAAGGAUUGGCCACACAUGCUAAGACUGGUGGACAACCAGAAGAACAUGCAGCAGCAACAACAUUUGUUGAUGGGUCAAAAGCAUGCUAGAAACAUCGCUUCGGCCACUUCCUUCUCCAGCUCAGCGGAACUGUCAAGCAGACCCAUAAAAUCUAGCACAGGAUUAAAUGGCAGUUCCAACAAUGGCUCGGGUGAUGCCUCGUCUUCGGGGCUGCACAGUAAAUACAGGCCGUACCUGAAAAAAGACAAAGCGCUUAUCAAAAAGGUACUGCUGGGCAUGAAGACCAAACGACCGGAGCAUGUACAAACCGCUUUGAUAAGACGCCACCUGCUCGAGCUAACCCAGAGCUUUAUGAUACCACUGGAGCGAUAUAUGGCUUCGUUGAUGCCGCUGCAAAAAGACAUUAGUCCCUUUAAGUCGGCGCCAAAUGCCAGCAGCUUUAAGCUAGAAGACUUUUUGGCCACGCUGGAAACAGCUGGACCGCAGCUCACUUCACCGCUCAAAGGAGACUGGAAGGGAUUAUACAGACGCUUCUUUCGAUCGCCCAAUUUUCGUGGAUGGUACGAGGCCCGCCAUCGGGAACUGCAGCUGACGCUACAAGAUCUCCAGUUGCAGGCCCUAUCAGAGGCUAACCUGGAACAUUGGGCACACGACAAGCAGGAGGUGGAGAUUAUCGACAUGAUACUCAAGCUCAAACAAAAACUGAAUCUCUAUGGCGACAAGGCCUCACAGCUGGAGGGAGUCAAUGGCACCCAGCAGCAAAUUCGUGCGCAGAUUGAGUGCAUGAAGGGUUUGCUUCCGCAAGAUCUCAAGAAUGUGGUGAACCUCUGAUCAUAGUUGCGGCUGUUUAGCUAAAUCUUUCACUUCUCCCUUUUUUUGGCUGCUCCAUUUCUGCCCAAGGAUUCCCGCUUGUCUGUCUGUUAUCCUGUAUGUGUGUAUGUGUGAGUGUUUAGCGAUCCUUGGGAGGAGGUGCUCUUUAUCAUUGUAAAUAAGUUUUGCCCAGAGAUUAGUCGCUGUAUUUGUGUCUAGUAUAAUUGUAACAUAAUCCCAGACAAACAAAAUAAGAUGAAUGUUAGUCGAAGCCAAGUAUUAAAUGUAAUUGAUGCGAUAUUCUUUUCAUUCAAAUCAAAAUCUAUUCAGAACGUUUACAACUUCGUAGUUCAUCCAAACAAUGCUCAUGCUCUUGACUGUCUCAAAUAAAAAAUCUAUACCUUUUUAAUGGUUUAACCUAUUCAAAUAAUACGAAUUUUCUCGUUAGAGUUCCAUAAAGUUAAGAAAACCAAUAAAUGAAAUCUAUAGUUUGGGAAGAUGUACAAAUCCUUCCUUUAAACUUCCGAAACUGAUGGGUUGACCAAUGUGAUUUAAAUCCAGUUUUGUUCUACAUCAUAAUCGUUCUGCAACUUUGUAUAUCGCUUAAAAAAUGUUUAUUUCUAUGACUGUCAAAUAUAAGAAACUAUACAUUACCAUAAA